AUGACAAUUUUAGAGAAUCUCCAAAAAAUUGGACAGCCACUUGAAAGUAUGACUUCAGCAGCAGUCUCUUCAUCGACUGGCUCGGAAUCUGUUGAAAGCUUAACCCAAACAGCUGGUGAAGAUUGGAGAGGUGGUGAUAACUGGAGAGGUGGAAGAGGUGGACAUUGGAGAGGUAGAGGCGGACACUGGAGAGGUGGUAGAGGUGGUGGUCACUGGAGAGGUGGAUAA
Messenger RNA from Heterostelium album PN500, 228 nucleotides. RefSeq lists its product as uncharacterized. Bases 1 to 228 code for a protein of 75 amino acids. NCBI's taxonomy places the organism in Eukaryota, Evosea, Eumycetozoa, Acytosteliales, Acytosteliaceae. The transcript has 2 exons. The record is from RefSeq and is a predicted model, not a curated record.